GCGUUCAAAGCGUCUUCUCCACUAGCGUUUGCAAAUGAAAAUGGAGGAAAUGUCUUUGUCUGGCCUGGAUAACAGCAAGCUGGAGGCCAUCGCUCACGAGAUUUACUCGGACCUGGUCGAAGACGCCUGCCUGGGUCUCUGCUUCGAGGUGCAUCGGGCAGUCAAGUGUGGUUACUUCUUCCUGGACGACACGGACCCCGACAGCAUGAAGGAUUUCGAAAUCGUGGACCAGCCCGGCGUGGAUAUCUUCGGCCAGGUCUAUAACCAGUGGAAGAACAAGGAGUGCGUGUGUCCCAACUGCAGCCGUAGCAUCGCUGCCUCCCGCUUCGCCCCCCACCUGGAGAAGUGCCUGGGGAUGGGCCGGAACAGCAGCCGGAUAGCCAACAGGAGGAUCGCUAGCAGCAACAACAUGAACAAAUCCGAGAGCGACCAAGAGGACAACGAUGACAUCAACGAUAACGACUGGUCCUACGGCUCCGAGAAGAAAGCAAAGAAGAGGAAAUCCGACAAGAACCCCAACUCGCCCCGGAGAUCGAAAUCCUUAAAACACAAAAAUGGGGAGCUCAGCGGGAACUCGGAUCCCUUUAAGUACAGCAACUCCUCUGGAAUCAACUACGAAACGCUGGGUCCCGAGGAGCUGCGCUCGUUGCUCACCACGCAAUGUGGGGUGAUCUCCGAACACACCAAGAAGAUGUGCACCAGGUCUCUGCGCUGCCCCCAGCAUACAGACGAGCAGCGGAGGUCAGUCAGGGUCUACCUCCUUGGACCCUCUGCGUCGCUCCCGGAGGCAGAGGGCAGCGUGGAAAAUGAGGGCUUUGACGUGUCGGAGAGCCAGGCCAUCAUGAGCCGGCUGCAGUGGGACGGCUCCUCGGACAUCUCGCCCUCCGACUCGGCCUCCUCGAAAGCGAGUACGAACAACUCGGAGUCGCGUAAAACCAAAAAGAAGAAGCCGCACCUGAGCCUGGUGGGGGGCACGCCGGGGCUCAGCUCCAGCAAGAAGAAGAAACCCAAACCGCCCGCGCCCCCCACCCCCAGCAUCUACGACGACAUCAACUGA
Emys orbicularis (European pond turtle) is the source of this 1057-nucleotide messenger RNA. It is a transcript of the gene ATXN7L3, whose product is annotated as ataxin 7 like 3. The record is from RefSeq and is a predicted model, not a curated record. Gene Ontology annotation, molecular function: transcription coactivator activity. The transcript has 12 exons. Gene Ontology annotation, biological process: positive regulation of DNA-templated transcription; regulation of transcription by RNA polymerase II. Gene Ontology annotation, cellular component: SAGA complex; DUBm complex. The coding region runs from base 35 to 1057 and encodes 340 amino acids. Lineage: Eukaryota; Metazoa; Chordata; Testudines; Emydidae.